AGGCCUCAAUUGUCAGCAGUGAGGUUGACAAAACAGCACCACCAAGAAAAUUUUCCCUAUAUUCAUGCAACAUAAUCCAAUGUCAUUGGAGAACAGUUGGACAUCACAUGAACAAGACAAACCAGGAAGCUCUGGUAAAACUUUGAGAAGGCAUAAAAGGUGUGGGAAUCAGUUUACAGUGUAGAGAAGGACUUCUGGUGUCAGAUAAGAUGGAAUGAAGACAUGCAACUGAAGCAACUUGCAUCACACUCGGUACCCACUUUGAUGCUUUCGACAGAUGAACAGGACAGGGACAGGGCCACCGACGGGAGGGAGGAACGUGCAGCAGUUUUGCGGAGGAGGAACAAAGGAAGGAGAUGAAAGCCUGGAUCUCUUCUGGAGGAUACACCAGAACAGAGCUAGUUCACAUCAUGGAUCUGACCAUCAGAAAGUAUCAAUCACACAAGAAAGAACAGGAAAGGGAUCCUUGAUGAAGAGCAGAAUGGAUGACCUCUUGUCUGCUGACGUUGGGAAGCAUGAUUAUGAUUGGCUUCUCACUCCUCCUGGAACUCCUCUCUUUACUUUCUCGAAAGCUACUGACGACCAAAAAUCUAGAGCAAAUCCAGGUUGCAGAUCCAAUCCUAGAUCAGCGUCAACUGACAAAGCUUCGAGGCUCUCUGUGUCUCGGUCAGAGAAUGCCAACUCUGCGAAGCCUGCGAGAAGCAGCUCGACCACACGGUCUUCCAUGUCCAACGCAUACUCGUCCUCCACAUACUUAUCCAACAACAGCAGGACGGCGGUCCUCGACACCAGCACGGCCUCGGUCACUUCCAAACCUACAACCCCUGCUACUCGCUCAACUCAAUCAGCACCGUCAAGGUCACCGACCCCUGUCAAAGCCAGACCAUCCCUGCCUUCUUCCAUGGAUAAGCCACGGCCGUCUCAGAGUUUUCGGACUGCGGCGCCAACUGUUCGACCUCAGGCUCCCUCCAAUACCUCAAACUCCAGCUCGAGCGCCGCAGCAACUCGACCGUCAACUCCUAUUCGUCGCGCGGCGACGACGCCAGCCGCGGCUCCAGCGAUAACCCGCUCGGCCUCCGUCGGCCGCGUUCCUGCCACAAACAACAGGAAAUCCAGUCCCGUAAUGCGUCCGAGCUCCCCGGCGCCACGAGCCCGAACUGUCCCUGACAUUCCGUCUGAAGCGCCACCGAAUCUUCGGACGAAGGUGCCCGAACGAGCCGUCUCCGCCGGCAGGCAGCGACCGGGGACGGCUUUGGCGGUUCGAGCAACUUCGAACUCCGAGGCCGCUGCUGCGGUGAGUGCGGUCCGCAGGCAGUCGUCCUCACCUGUCAUCGCCAGAGGCAGGCUUCAGGAGAACUCAUCAGGUAAUCGGAUGGGCAACAGGGUGAACGAGGUGAAGGCAGCUGACAACAAGAAAUCAUUGGCGUCAGAGCCUGCAGCUCGGAGACCUACAAAGCCCGCUUCACCGACGGAGAACACCGCGGGCUUCGGCCGUUCCAUCUCCAAGAAGUCAAUGGACAUGGCGCUCAAGCAUAUGGACAUCCGGCAAAGCAUGGGCGGCCUGCGUGGCGCCGCCCUCUUCCCUCAAAGCAUUCGUUCCGCCGCCCAGAAACUCCGGCCCGGUCGCUCAGUAGCAGCUGACUGCAACGGAGCUGCAAUGAGCAAUGGCGAUCUUGCCGUCAGACCUCCAAAUGAGCCUUUCAUGGAAAGAGAGUGCAAGCUGGAUCUCUACGAGAGCUCACGGUGCGAUGCGAUUCUGCUGAAAGAGGAUUCCAAGAACAUGAAUUGGCUGCACAGCACGGAAGAUAAGAGUGAUCAGAGACCACUGUUCGACUACAGGUUCGGGCAGCUUCCUGAACCUUUCGGCCCUCUGUGACAAGUCAACCUCUCUAUAUAUAUGCUUGCAACGUCCGAGUAGUUGACCUUUUCAUGUGAUGAUGGCUUACAAUUUGAUGCCUGCGGAAUAAAGAUUGUGUCGGCCUGUAAGCACAUAAGUUCAAAUGGAUUAUACCGCUAAAUCCUUCUUCCAGGAUAUGUUUCAGGCAUUCAAUAGUAAUCAAGACGGUGAAAUGUGUUUGGUGAUAUGUUUCAGGCA
Messenger RNA from Musa acuminata subsp. malaccensis (wild Malaysian banana), 2095 nucleotides. RefSeq lists its product as uncharacterized. The record is from RefSeq and is a predicted model, not a curated record. Gene Ontology annotation, cellular component: cortical microtubule. Gene Ontology annotation, biological process: cortical microtubule organization. NCBI's taxonomy places the organism in Eukaryota, Viridiplantae, Streptophyta, Magnoliopsida, Zingiberales, Musaceae.